Puntigrus tetrazona (Sumatra barb) is the source of this 2690-nucleotide messenger RNA. RefSeq names its product phosphatidylinositol glycan anchor biosynthesis, class A (gene piga). NCBI's taxonomy places the organism in Eukaryota, Metazoa, Chordata, Actinopteri, Cypriniformes, Cyprinidae. The transcript has 6 exons. Bases 508 to 1941 code for a protein of 477 amino acids. Gene Ontology annotation, biological process: GPI anchor biosynthetic process. Gene Ontology annotation, cellular component: glycosylphosphatidylinositol-N-acetylglucosaminyltransferase (GPI-GnT) complex. The record is from RefSeq and is a predicted model, not a curated record. Gene Ontology annotation, molecular function: phosphatidylinositol N-acetylglucosaminyltransferase activity.
ACCGUAAAGCUACAAGAAGAAGAAGAAACUCCAAAAACCACGGAAGUAGACGUGAUGAACUGUUUUGCUUGUUUUUUAUUCCAGAGAACAUCUGUUAUAAUUUCUGUAAUGACAGAACAGGACGAAUUAUCGAUGUAUUUAAAAUAUGCUAAAGAUGCAUCUAGAUCAAGCACACAUCUUCAACCAGUCUUUGUUAAUUCGCUGAGGAUUCAGUCUCAUAUGUUAACAGCUAACCAUUGACUGUGAGUGUUUUCACGUUUUAGGUGUCAUUCGUGUAAAUGAUACUCAGUGUUAAUGUACUUUCAUAAUUAAUUUAUUUCGUUCGUCAAUUAAAACAAAUCUUUAUUGUCACAUCACCGUAGCCUGAAAUGGAUAUUUAGCAGCAGUUACCGUGCUGUAGUAAAGUUUUCAACCACAAUAUACUGCACUCUCUAUAUAAUAUGACUGUUUUGUGCAGAGGUUCAUCCCUGCUUUUGAAGAACAGAGCACUGAAGACUUCACCUCACCAUGGGCCACAGGAAGAGAGGUCACACACAUUCACCUAAAACCCCUUCAUCUUUGGACCCGUCCCGGCCCACUGAUCGCGAGCAGGGCAUGAAGCACAGGAUAUGUAUGGUGUCAGACUUCUUCUACCCAAACAUGGGUGGUGUGGAGAGUCACAUCUACCAGCUCUCGCAGUGCCUCAUAGAGAAGGGCCACAAGGUUGUCAUAGCAACUCAUGCAUAUGAAGACCGCCGUGGGAUUCGCUACCUGACCAACGGCCUCAAGGUGUAUUACCUACCCCUGCAGGUCAUGUAUAAUCAGUCCACGGCGACCACCUGCUUUCACAGUUUGCCGUUGCUCCGGUGUGUGUUUGUGCGUGAACGCAUCACGAUCGUGCACGCCCACAGCUCCUUCUCCGCGAUGGCCCAUGAUGCUCUGUUCCAUGCCAAGACUAUGGGUCUCAACACUGUAUUCACUGAUCACUCUCUCUUUGGAUUUGCGGACCUGAGCUCUGUACUGACCAACAAGCUGCUGACUGUCUCUCUGUGCGACACCAAUCACAUUGUGUGCGUGUCGUACACUAGUAAAGAGAACACUGUGCUGCGAGCCGCUCUCGACCCUGAAAUCGUCUCCGUCAUCCCUAACGCUGUCGACCCCACUGACUUUACCCCUGACCCCUGUCGCCGUGACAACAGCAAGAUUACCAUUGUUGUUAUCAGUCGACUGGUUUACAGGAAAGGGAUUGAUUUACUAAGUGGAAUCAUUCCUGAAUUAUGUGGAAAGCAUCCAGAUCUUUGUUUUCUGAUUGGUGGAGAGGGACCCAAAAGAAUCAUACUGGAAGAGGUUCGAGAAAAAUAUCAGCUUCAUGACCGGGUUCGUCUGCUGGGAGCUCUGGAUCAUAAAGAUGUGAGAGAUGUCCUAGUUCAGGGUCAUAUCUUUCUCAACACUUCUCUCACUGAGGCCUUCUGUAUGGCCAUAGUGGAGGGAGCCAGCUGUGGGCUGCAGGUGGUGAGCACCCGUGUUGGAGGUAUACCUGAGGUCCUGCCUGAUGAGUUGGUGACUCUGUGUGAACCAUCGGUCCGUUCGCUUUGCGAUGGCUUGGAAACCGUUAUUGCUAGAAUACGCACAGGAAACGUGGCGUCUCCUGCCACCAUCCACCGCAGGGUCCGAACACUGUACACUUGGAGAAACGUCGCUGAGCGCACCGAAAAGGUGUAUAAUCGUGUGUGCAGGGAACCCGUUUUGCCGUUGUCUGAGCGCCUGCACAGACUCCGCUCUCACUGUGGUGCUGUGGCAGGCUCCAUUUUCUCCUUCGUUGCUGUUAUUACUUUCCUCUUCCUGCUUCUCCUGCAGUGGCUCCGCCCAGAUCAUCUGAUCGACGUCGCUAUAGACUCAUCAGGUCCCCACAGCCGCAUGGGGCAGCAGCUUAGUAAGAAGAAAAGUAAAACACAAACCUGACCGUGUACUGACUAAUGAUCUAACACCACCUCACUUUACUCUCACGAUGGACUUCAGAAGGGGAAGGAAGCAAGUAAUGAACUAAAUUAAAUCUCUUGUACCAUACUAGUGUACUAUGGUGCAUCAAAACAUGUACUGACUACUGUUUACAUUCCUGUAUAAAACUGAUCUCAGGUGAAGAGAGAGCUUUUAAAAGCUGUCCUCAGACACUCCUAUAGUCCAGCCGCAUGCUUUUGCGCAUUGAAAAGCUGCCUUUAACACAACCCCCGUCAGAAAAUAGUCUUAACUUGGUGAAAUUAUUUCACAAAUAUGUUUUAAUGUCUAGAUUUAAGAUAGUUGAUAAACAGUGCCAGCUUUUCCUGUAUCACCUUCACAUUUUUUUCUAACAGCAAAUCUCUACGGUGUAGAUGUGGUUUAAAUUGAACUGAAAGCUUUUAUGCCAAAUACAGUUUUUGAGUUCUAGUGGAGCUAUAAAAUGUAAAAUGCAUCAUAUCUGUUCAUUUUUUUUUGAUCUGACAGCACUUGUUUUUCUUUAAACCACUUCUUAUUUAAAUUGAUUUUGAAUAAAUGCAUUUAUUUAAACCCAAACAUGAAACUCAAACGGGACACUUGAUUUUGGGCACUGUAUUUCUUUGCCUGUUUUAUAAUGACCUUCUCUGUGAGUAUUGUGAACGUGAUUAUAAUGCACAAAAGUUCAUAUUACCUGAAAAGGGAGUGGGUUUGAAUUAUUUUUGUUGACACCGUGUACA